This is a messenger RNA of Punica granatum (pomegranate), 1138 nucleotides long. NCBI's taxonomy places the organism in Eukaryota, Viridiplantae, Streptophyta, Magnoliopsida, Myrtales, Lythraceae. The record is from RefSeq and is a predicted model, not a curated record.
CACUCCCGCCCGUUCCACCUCAGCCGGAAGGAACCAAAUAUUCGGCAUGAGUAGUCGGCCAAGAUAGCGUCGCCCUUCCUUGUAGCUUCUUUCUUGUCCGAGGUUCAGGCUCCUUCUCUGAGCUGCAGCAUUCUCAUGGCGAUCCCACCCCUCGCUGAGAGCAUACUGCAGCAGCUGAAAGAUGGCAUCGCUCAAUUUGAGCUCCUACCAUCACCCGCAGCUUCAGUCUCGACCCCGGAUUGGCCUCUCCUCUGCUCGGGAAGCAAUAAUCAUCGAUUCUUCGCCAGAAUCGGACCGUCACUUGGUGGAAGAUCACCUGCGAUGAAGAAAGUUGAGCAUUACUCGGUUCAGAAAGUCACCGGAGAUGGCCGCUGCCUUUUCCGUGCUCUGGUCAAAGGGAUGGCCUUAAAUAAAGGUGUCUCUCUUAGUCCACGGGAAGAGAGGGAUGAUGCUGAUGAAUUACGAAUGGCUGUGAAAGAAAUAAUCUGCGACAGUGAAGAAGAUCGCCGCCAGUAUGAAGAAGCAUUGGUUGCUAUUACUGUUGAUGAGUCUUUGAAACGCUACUGCCAACGGAUCAAAAAACCUGACUUUUGGGGAGGAGAGUCAGAGCUACUGGUAAUGUCGAGAUUAAUUCAGCAGCCAAUCAUUGUCUAUAUUCCAGAAGAUGAGCACUCAAGGGGUGGGAGGGGCUUGGGAUUCAUACCCAUCGCGGAGUAUGGAUCUGAGUUUCGGAAGGGCUUGAGAAAAGGGAAAAAGAAACAAGUCGUGAAGCUUCUCUAUAGCGGUAGGAAUCACUACGAUCUGCUUGUCUGAUUGUCGAGCCAGUUAUAACCAGAGAAAUGCAGGGGGCAGAUCCUUCUUUCAGAUCCGAGAAAAACCAAGCCUUUCUUUUUCUAUGUAACCUAGUCCAUUGCUAUUUCGGGAGGAACAGAUCUUACUGCUUACUUUAAUCCAGAAAUGUGGCCGAAGCAGUUUGAUUUUCUCGCUUACACAUAUAGCAACGUCUCUUUGUUGUUGCUCAUCUACUUCUUUUCGAAUGUAAAGCAAUUUGACGGACUUGUUUAGUCCUCAAAUUCGACUCAUCAGUCUCCCGACGAGUUUUAUUAUUCGACAAUUAUUGGAGAGAGAUCUUGUAAAA